Messenger RNA from Panicum virgatum (switchgrass), 2081 nucleotides. Its product is annotated as probable RNA-dependent RNA polymerase 3. The coding region runs from base 1 to 1752 and encodes 583 amino acids. Gene Ontology annotation, cellular component: nuclear RNA-directed RNA polymerase complex. The transcript is spliced from 7 exons. Gene Ontology annotation, molecular function: RNA-directed RNA polymerase activity. Gene Ontology annotation, biological process: siRNA processing. NCBI's taxonomy places the organism in Eukaryota, Viridiplantae, Streptophyta, Magnoliopsida, Poales, Poaceae. The record is from RefSeq and is a predicted model, not a curated record.
AUGCCAAGUGUACCAGCGAAUCAGCCAAAACCUCCCGUCACGCGGCCUCCCUGCCUUUCGGCGCCAGCUCGGCCCUGCUCUUCGCCUCUGCCGCGUCGCGUACCCCCCCCCCCCCCCCCCCCCCCCCGGCCCAGCGUCGCGCUUGAUCGAAGACACGCUGCGCCGCGCAGCAGCCGCUCCCCGACAACAGGAGGCUUGAAGGCUUCCCUCGCUAGCCACCUCUCUCCCUCGCUCCUCCUCCCUGUCUCCCGCUGCCGCGACACGGCCACAGCCCCCGCCCUCCUUGCCGCCGCCGCCGCGAAAGGCGGCCGCCCUGCCCUAAACCCUAAACCCUCCCGGCCCGCCGCGGCUCGGAAUGCAGCCCUCGCCGGGUCCCCCGCCGCUCCCGGCGGCCGCGCCGGUGUCGGCGGAGCUCGCGCGCCUCGAGGCGCAGCUAGGCCAGUCCGCGGACGCGUGGGCGCGCGGCCAGCUGGCGGAGCUCGGCGACGCCGCGGCGGCCAGGGUGCUCCGGAAGGUCGCGGAGACCGGCGCCCGGGUGCGGAACCUGUCCGCCUUCAUCAAGUGGCUCGGCAAGCAGGAGGCCAUGCAGCGCAACGCCGCUGGGGUCCCCACCGCCGAGAGCGCCGCCUGCAGCUCCGGCCCCUUCCGCGCCUCCCCGCAGGUGACAAUGGCCAGCUUUCUGGAAAGGUUCUUGUCUAUAAACAUCCUGGAUUACAUUUUGGCGAUAUACACGAGUUGACUGCAACAUAUAUUGAUGGUUUAGAGGAUAUUGUGGGAAAUUCCAAAUAUGCCAUAUUUUUCCCCACUUGUGGACCACGGUCUUUGGCUGAUGAAAUGGCAAAUAGCGAUUUUGAUGGCAACAUGUACUGGGUCUCAAGAAACCCACUGUUACUGGAAUGCUUCAAACCACAUAAACCAUGGGUUCGAAGAAUAUCACCGAGAAAGACUGACCAGAAGAAGCCUCAGGAUUAUGGAUCCAAGUUGGAAUGCGUAUUAUUCCGCGAAUAUUUGAGAGCUAGAUUUACACCCAGUUAUGUCCUGGGUGCAGCCGCAAAUUGUUGGUUGACAUAUAUGGAUCGGCUCUUGACAGGCAACAUUCCUAAGAGUGAGCGGAAAGAAAUAAAGAAGAAGAUGCUUGACUUGGUUGACAUUUACUAUUUGGCUUUGGAUGCUCCGAAGUCAGGGAACAAGAUCACUGUUCCUGAAGAGCUGAUGGUCAAGCGGUACCCACACUUCAUGGAACGUUCUCCUGACUACCAUUCGGCAUCAGUGCUGGGCAAAAUCUAUGAUGAAGUAAAAUCACAAGAGUCUGAAGCUGGUCCUUCAAUCAAGAUAGUGCCCCUGCAAUGCUUCACCGAGGUAGCAGUAUCUGACGAUUACAAGCGCCGUUGGACAUCUCUUUAUCAGGAGUACUUGAGGGAGAGCUCUAAACUUUGUAAGCUGGAGAACAAAGCAGAGAGGAACAUCAAUUUCCGUGAACUCUACCAAGAGUACAAGCGGAUGCUGUACAAGGCCGAGGAGUUUGAGUACAGCCCGAGGGAGCGCAUUGAUCUCUUCAACGAGGCCUGUGCGGUGUACCAGGUGGUGUAUGAGCACGCAAUGUCCCGCAACGAGGUCAGCAAGUGCGGCUUCGCUUGGAAGGUGGCAGGCCGCGCUCUGUGCCAGCUAUACACGCUGAAGCAUGGCGGCGAUACCGUGCUUUGUUCCUUCUCCGUUCUUGAGGGCGCUUUCAAGAAGAACCACCGCCCAUAGCACCUAGCGCUUUGCGUAGUGGGAAUGCCUUCUUUUUGUGUGUCAAGCUGAUGGUGGUGCAGCACUUUGUAGUGAUGCUAUUAGGCGAUGCACAAUGUUACGAAGAAGCAGACCUGUUGGCUACAAAUUCACCUGCAUCUGAUGCAGAGGACUGUAGUAAUGUAUGUAUCACUCCUGGAAGAUCUUAAUGGUGUAUGUAUAUACUAGUAUACGGUAUGUGUAUCGAGUGGGUUCAUUCAAAACUAGAAUCUGGUACAUGUCCAUGUCCUCUCUUCUCGGUGAUCCUCACCUUCUGUAAUCUGAAUGAAAUGGAGCCCUUUGACACUUAA